Molecule: messenger RNA, 1280 nt
Organism: Cicer arietinum (chickpea)
Lineage: Eukaryota; Viridiplantae; Streptophyta; Magnoliopsida; Fabales; Fabaceae
Source: RefSeq, a predicted model, not a curated record
UGCAUAACACACAGUUUUGUCUUGUAGUUGACUAGGCUCAUCUGCUUUAGAUUGUCACCAUCUUUAUAACAACAUCUUCACCAAAGGUGCUUGCUUUCAAGGUCAUUUUUCUACAAUUCUCUGUUCAAUUCCAUGGGAAGAUCUCCAUGUUGUGACAAAGAAAAUGUUAAGAGAGGACCAUGGUCUCCUGAUGAAGAUGCAACACUCAAAAGUUAUUUAGAGAUUCAUGGCACUUCUGGAAGUUGGAUUGCAUUGCCCCAAAAAGCUGGGCUUAAACGGUGUGGCAAGAGUUGCCGUUUACGGUGGUUGAAUUAUCUUAGGCCAGACAUCAGACAUGGAGGCUUUACUGAAGAAGAGGACACUAUCAUUUGCACCCUCUAUGCUCAAAUGGGUAGCAGAUGGUCUGCCAUAGCAUCAAAACUACCUGGCAGAACAGACAAUGAUGUGAAAAACUAUUGGAACACGAAAUUGAAGAAGAAAAUUAUAGCAGGAAAAGUUACCAUCCAACCAAUGACUCAAAAUGACACUUUUCUCCCUUCAACCCCAUCACCAACUCAAAAUCCACAAUAUUUUCCUACUUCACAAACUCAAUAUUCUCCACCCUCAUCACUACCAAUUAUGCUAGACAAUAAUAAUUAUGAUGCUAAUUAUGGAUUUAACAAUAAUGAAAAAAUCAUGGGUUUUGACCAAAUUCAUGAUCAAUUGUAUAAUCCAAGUGUCAAUGAUGUUGUUGUCUCACAAAUUGGUACAAGUAACAACAACAACAACAAUAGUAAUAUUAAUCCUAUGAUGUCAAUGUCUCAAGAUUGUUCAAGCAUUGAAGUGAACAACAAUUGUGAAUUGCUUCAAGAUCAAGUAGGUGAUCAUGAAUCUGUGGACCCGUUAUUGGAUUUUGGAUUUGGAUUUCCACAUGAUCAUGAAAAUGGUCUUAAUAACUGCCCUGACAAAGUUGGUGAUUUUGGUUCAAGUUUUUGCUUUAGUGAGUGGGUUGAUUUUAGUCAUGCUGACAUUAAGCCAUAUUGACCAAUUCAAAAUGUUGCAAUAUUCUCUAGCAAAAUUAAAUUACAUAUUGGAAAUUAUUAAGUAAAAGGACACAUGUGUGACAGGAGAAAGCUAGGUGAAAUAUUUUAUAGUUUUUAAAUAUAAUUUAUUUACUAGUGUUAAUUGUGUGUUUUGUCCAUAGAUAGGAGGACUACAUAGUUUAUUAGACCAACUUUUGGAUUAAGCAAUUUUAAAAAUUUAUUUAAGAUUACAAAGCUUGAUGCUUCUUUUUUAGUGUU